AUGCGUAAAACCAGAGAGAAUGAAUUUCUGUAUGUUUUUAUUGUUCUCUAUGCAUUUAUCAAGGGAUUUGAGUGUUGUCGACUAAUUGUGGUUGUUGAUGAUAGCCACUUAAAAACACUGUUCAAUGGGACAUUUGUAUCUGCAAGCACAUUAGACGGUGCAGGUAAUAUACUGCCCCUAGCAUAUGGUGUGCUUGAUUCUGAGAAUGACAAAUCUUGGACGUGGUUUUUCGAGCGUUUCAGAGAAACAUACGGAGUAAGAGAGAACAUGUGUAUCGUAUCCGAUAGGCAUGAGAGUAUAAACAAAGCUGCUUUCAGAAUCUAUCCAGAAGUCACACAUUAUGCAUGUAUAUGGCAUCUAUGGGGUAAUGUAUGUAAAAAAUACAAGAAAAGCCAUGAUAUUUUGUCGCCUGUUUUUUGUUCAAUGGCAAAAGCAUAUACGCAAGAUGAGUUUGAUGAGUUGAUGCUUAAGGUUCAGAAAGUAGAUAUGCGGGUUGCGGAGUAUUUGGAUGAAGCUGGUAGGGAUAGGUGGGCUAGAGUUUAUGCAACUAUUAACCGAGGUUGGACAAUGACUUCUAACAUUGCGGAGUGUAUUAACAAACAUCUUCUAGCUGCUAGAGAACUGCCGAUAUAUGACUUUCUGGAAGAGAUUGAACCAUCAACAAAAUUUGUGUACACGGUGCAUGAUGGAUGA
Lycium ferocissimum is the source of this 693-nucleotide messenger RNA. RefSeq lists its product as uncharacterized. Lineage: Eukaryota; Viridiplantae; Streptophyta; Magnoliopsida; Solanales; Solanaceae. The transcript has 3 exons. The record is from RefSeq and is a predicted model, not a curated record. The coding region runs from base 1 to 693 and encodes 230 amino acids.